GCCGCACACUGUCUGGGUGGUGCGAGUGGAAAGGCUUCGACACAACCAGUCUUGUCGCAUCGACUCAUCCCUCCCGUCAACAUCAAGUAUCGUCAUCGCAACAAAGACAACGCCCCUGGCCUCCCUUUCACGUGCGUCGCUGCACACCGUCGCACAUGCGUCUCCUGCGCGCCACGUGAAAGGUCACUCCAAGACAUCACGCAGGGGCUGCAUCACCGCCUUUCCUUCAUGGCCGAGAGGCCGGGCGCCAGUCGCCGUGCAGCCUGUCGCCGCUCCUUCUCCGACCACACCCUGCCCGCCGAGUAUCUCGAGCGGCUCGAGCAGAAGCGCAAACAGCUCGAUGAGUCCAUCCACAAGUACAUCGCCGCGAAGGAGAGAGAGUACAAGGGGUUUGAGAAGGAUCUGAGACAAGAGCACAAGCUCUCGCAAGGCCAGGCCGCUCGCAAUGUCGCCCUCUCCCACACGCUGUCGGAGUCGAUGCGCGAUAGUGAGCAGCAUGUCGCGCUCCAAGCCGAGCACGUCUCUGCUGUCGACACGGUCUUGACUUCGCCCAAUCGCGCAGCGGUAGAUACGCCUACGCCUGCGCUGCAACAAGCCACCCCGGAGCAAUGGCGCUUGUUGUCCAAGUUGCAGGACGGAAUGGGAAGUAGCGAGCGCGAACAAUACCUCACCGGCCUCUUCACCCCCAGCUAUCUGGCCGCAUUGGACGCCGAGGACGCGAAAAGGGUGAAACGAGCAGCCUCCGACCCAGAAGUGAGCAGUACCGCCAACACUGAGCUGCUUACGCCCGGCAGUACCGCUUCCGAGCGAGCCAAUUCUGAAUCUCUCGCGCAGGGGAACCCUCUGCGGCCGUCAGCACGCUUGUUGGCUCAGAGAAACUCUUCAUCCGAUGCAUCCGCAGACGGCAGGCUGGCAUCCGCAAUGCGAUCGCCCACUCAGCAGCCGAAACGGAAAAGGGUCUCGCUGGCGCUGGGCGAUUCAAUAGUCAAGCCAUCGGACAAUGUCCCGGAUGCCCUCAGCCAUAACACCACCUCUUCGCACUCCCGGAGACGUUUACCAACGGCUGAGCGAGACCUCCCCGUGUUGACAAAGCGGAGCAGUCCCUUGAAUCGAGAGCAGCUACUCCUUGAGCCAACGCUACUAUCGGCUGCAAACACGGGAUCGAACAAGGCCGAGAAACAGCCGGCAACACUUGCAGUUGCCGCAGCAGAGUCGACGCCAGCAGAACAAUCUCAGUCCACCUCCACAUUGAUACCGGUCACUGCAAAGCCGCGAAAGCUGGAUCCCGACGGAGACCUCUUCGAUCUCGCCGACGAAGACUCCGACGCCGAGCCCUCACACCCCAGCUUCGACGAAUCGGCAAUUGCAAACGAAAGCGACGACGACAAUGAUGAUGACGAAGACGACGAAAUCGCAGGCCGCGGUAUCCAAGCCCGACCCAGUCCGCACAGUCCACCGCCCGCCAACGACGACGAAGACAACAGAGAAACGCGCUACGACGCAACAACAGGGCUUAUUCCAGAGCCCUCGGACAAAGCAGAAGACAGUGCCGUACCAUAUCUCUCUUUCGGCCCCGGCUCGGCUCUCGCACCUACGGAGCCAGGCUUUCGACGCCCCGCCGUGCUCCGCGACCCCGUUUACAUCGGGCCCGACUACGAGGCUGCGGAGCGCAUUGCGGUGGAGAGGGAUGUGUACGGGUCGUCGACGAAGGAUCUGCCGGGCAAUCGGGGCUCGUUUGCGGCGGGGUCGUUGGGAGAGUCGUACAUGGCGCAGCAUGCGGAGCAGAUGAUGAAGAUGCGGCAUUCGAGGCAGGGCACGCCGGUGAAGUCGUGAUCCUGGGCAGGACUCGCUGGUGUCGUUGUGUUGAGGGGAUAUGGAUCACAUCUCAUGGUGUGAACGACGAUUGGACUGUACAUAUAUAUGAAAGAAAUCCACUGAGCGGGAUCCACGCUCAAUCUGUCGGACUCGA
This is a messenger RNA of Neohortaea acidophila, 1969 nucleotides long. RefSeq lists its product as uncharacterized. The coding region runs from base 229 to 1833 and encodes 534 amino acids. The transcript has a single exon. The record is from RefSeq and is a predicted model, not a curated record. NCBI's taxonomy places the organism in Eukaryota, Fungi, Ascomycota, Dothideomycetes, Mycosphaerellales, Teratosphaeriaceae.